Molecule: messenger RNA, 1944 nt
Organism: Colletotrichum gloeosporioides
Lineage: Eukaryota; Fungi; Ascomycota; Sordariomycetes; Glomerellales; Glomerellaceae
Product: Vegetative incompatibility protein HET-E-1
Exons: 3
Coding region: 1-1944 (647 amino acids)
Source: RefSeq, a predicted model, not a curated record
AUGGCGUACUAUAUGAACCAGCUUACGGUAUACAAUACGAGUCUGAAAGACUUGUCCGAGACAGACAUGAAAUCGCACGGCGCGGGAAUCGAAUUGUCUUUUGCACGUGUCUGUCUUGGACUUCACCGGCCUGGAAGUGAAAAUUCAACGGAUAAUGCCUCAGUUGAUGGCUUGCGAGUAACUGUGUCUCGGGACAAGUUCGUCGACAACGUCCCCAAAUACGCAAUUUUGUCGCACACAUGGGGCGUCGAAGAAGUUCUUUUCGACGAUCUCCAGGGAGGAGGCCGCCCCUCAACCGGUGCUGGAUGGGCUAAGGUUAAAGGCGCGUGCGACCUGGCGCGCAGCCGUGGAUAUGCCUGGAUCUGGAUUGACACUUGCUGUAUCAACAAGAGUAGUAGCGCGGAGCUCUCGGAAGCGAUCAACUCGAUGUUCAAAUGGUACCAGCACGCCGAGGUGUGCUUUGUGCACCUCGCAGAUGUCGGCUGGCACGCACAUUCUGCAAGUUGCAGUGAGAAGGACGACGAGCGAAUACGUGGCAGCCGAUGGUUCACGCGCGGAUGGACGUUGCAGGAAUUGCUUGCCCCUAGACACGUUGAAUUCUAUUCCGGGGGAAGAUGGCGACUUAUUGCCACUCGAGCGGAGCUGGGUGCGGUCAUAACGAGUGCAACGACGAUCGAGAGUGAUUACCUGAAUAACCGUCCUUUGCACACAGCGAGUGUGGCGCAGCGAAUGAGUUGGGCUUCGAGAAGACAGACGACAAGAGUUGAGGAUACGGCAUAUUCCCUUCUAGGCAUCUUUGGGGUCAAUAUGCCCCUGAUAUACGGAGAGGGCGAUAGGGCGUUCCAGAGAUUACAAGAGGCCGUGAUCAGGCAAAUCGACGACCCAUCCAUCUUCGUUUGGGGUUCCAUAUCCGACCUGGACGAUCCGAUGCGUAAAUCCAUGUCAUCACGGAGUCUCCGGGAACCUCUUCUCGCACCUGGACCACAUUCGUUCGAGAACACCGGCGACGUCAUCCCCUUUCGGAUGCUUGGUGUCGAAAGCAGGCUACAUCUCGAUCAUAAUGGCAUAACGAUCACAACACCACUAUUGAAGCAGCGUCCGUCUAAUGGUUGGACACGAACAGGGACGGAAAUCUUCCUGGCACCGUUGCAAUGUCGGCGAAAGAGUGAGCCGCUUGAUUGCAUUGCGUUGUAUCUCUGGGGCGAGAGUUCCGGAAAACUGGAGAUGAACUAUUCUAGAGCCUCGAAGCUGCUCGUGACCGUUCCGAAGACUGUGUGGCUGGACGGAGACUUGUCUCCUGCUUUCAUACGGUUUAUGGCUGGACAGAAUCGGUUUCACCUAGGAUCUGGGAUCGACCGCGGGUGCAUUGUGAGGAGCGUUCCGAAGGGAUACCGGGUGGUGGAAGUCUACCCGAAGAUUGACAAUUUCAAGGUCAGGUCAUCCAUUGUGCCCUUUGAGGAACGCAUCAAAGAGUCGUACGGCCUUACCUAUCCCGCCAUUCUUCUUCUUGAGGGAUCCUCGGCAGAUCAGCGCUUGGCGUUGGUGCUCCAGUUUCAAUACCUUUCUCGUCAAGACGGCUCCGCGACCGAGCCAUCUUUUGUGGGAUCUCCAGAGUGGAUGAUCAACCGCGUCAUUAUUAUGCCCAAGGAGAAGAGCAUAAAAGAGAUAGCAGGGAUAGUGAGGUCAGACGCGAAGCGGUGGACGGCGGAUGAAGUGCGAAAAAUGACAAACUCAACGAUGCGGCCUGGGAAAGAUUCCUUAUCCUCACACCCGCCUAGUCAGCUUGAGCUUUGUGACAAAUUUGACGUCACAGUUUCACAGCACCAAGCGUACGGAUCAAGGUUGUUUCUCGUUGAUGUGAAGGAUCCAUCGGUCGAGGACGAGUCUGUGGAGGCAAGGGUUGAGAGCGAAUUCCAGCUGACGACGCGGUCGGAACAAAAAUAG